This is a messenger RNA of Cuscuta europaea, 1824 nucleotides long. NCBI's taxonomy places the organism in Eukaryota, Viridiplantae, Streptophyta, Magnoliopsida, Solanales, Convolvulaceae. The record is from the annotation of a GenBank genome assembly.
CUCAGCUCGGCUCGUGGCUGGUGUUGAUUUCCUACAGUAUUAUUUUCGGACCCGAGAACAGGAAAGAUGAGUCCAAGUGAUAUGUUGGAUGACGUUUUUUUCUGUGGGUUGUGAUGUUGUCUGGAAGAAGGGGAUGGGGCUUUGAAAAGUAGAGGAAAGACGAAGGUUAGGAGUAGCGUGAUAAUAGGAUGGAGAGGGGAGAAUCCAGAUUUUGAAAGGAGCAACCGUACAUACAUAAUCUCCAUUGCUGACGGCGGCGUUUCCUGAUUGGUAGCGGGGAUAUUCCGGUCCCACUAAUUAAUUGCAUUGCAUUGCUUGACUCUUUCCUCCCUCCCUCACAGAACCGAGCGCUCCGGCGAAGGAACCAAACCCAGCUCAAACGCGCGCGCCUUCUCACUCACCUCCUCGCCAUUAGUUCCGGAAUAGCCCUGGGAUGGAGCUGCCGGUGCUAUUUCGAGCUCCGGCCCCCCCUCCCCCCCUUUCCGCCUCCUGUAAUAAUCAUUUUCUGGCGUUUAAUUUCACCAAGAUGGGGAGGAAAACCGUGUUCUUAAGGAAUAGAGCCACGGUGGAGAGGACUAGCGGCCGUGACGCCGUCGACGCUAGCUCAGCUGCGGAGAUAGAUACUUCUGCCGGAGCUGGAACAGUCUCCCGUGGACCAGCUAUGGAGGUAAUUACACUUGGUCAGAGCUUCCGGGAAGCUGAAUUACCCGUUUGGGAAAAGAUCGGUGCUGUCGUGCGACUCAGCUAUGGAAUAGGGAUAUAUGGUGGGAUGGCUUUAGCUGGAAGAUUUAUAUGUUCGAUGACGGGAAUCGAUAGCACUGGAGGAUUCACUCCAACAUCAGAUGCUAUUGUGGAAGGACUGGAAUAUGCGGUUCCUCCCAUCGCGGCUCUUCUUUUCAUACUAGAUGAUGAGGUUGUGAGGUUAUCGCCCCAUGCCCGUGCCAUUAGAGAGGUUGAAGAUGAGGAGCUACGCAGCUUCUUCUGUGGCAUGUCACCUUGGCAAUUCAUUCUGAUUAUUGCUGCAAGUUCUGUCGGGGAGGAGCUAUUUUACCGAGCUGCUGUCCAGGGAGCUUUGGCUAACCUGUUCCUGAGGAGCACGGAUUUGUUAACGGAUCCUCGUGGAUUGACAUCAUUGACGGGUGUUUUGCCACCGUUUGUUCCGUUUGCUCAAGCAUUUGCUGCCGUUUUGACAGCUGCUCUUACCGGCUAUCUCUAUUACAUUACGUCCUCUCCAAAAGAUCCCAUUUAUGUCAUUGCACCAGUAUUGAAGUCCAGUCGUGAAGAUCUGAAAAAGCUAUUUGCAGCCUGGUACGAGAGGCGACAAAUGAAGAAGAUAUACUCUCCCCUACUAGAGGCAUUUUUAGGACUCUACCUUGGAUUUGAAUGGAUCCAGACAAACAACAUUCUUGUGCCGAUUGUUACACAUGGAAUAUACUCUGCUGUUGUGUUGGGACAUGGAUUAUGGAAGAUCAAUGAUCAUAGGAGAAGGCUACACCAUAGGAUCCAACAACUGAAACAUGGAGGAAAGAGUUCAAGGGAUCAUUGAUCAAAUACUUUCCGUUUAAAGUUUUUUUUUUUGUAAUUACUAGCUUUAUAACACAGAUCCUUGUUCCAAUUAGGGUUUAGUGUGUACUUUAAUAUAUUUUCAUGUAAUUAGGCUAACAUGAAAAUAUUAUGUUCUAGUGUGUGUGUAUAUCAUUGAGUCAUUUUGUAGAAUGUGUAUCUUUGUACUAACUUAAUAAAUUCAUCUCAUUGUGGAGCGUGAUUUUGUUGAGGAUGUGAUGGAAGUCUUUAUGAAGAACAACCGCAUUAUAAACAUUAAAU